UGCAUCAGACCCAUGAUGGGUCCGGUAAGGUAAGGUAAGGUAAGGUAAGGUAAGGUAAGGUAAGGUAAGGUAAGGUAAGGUAAGGUCUUCCAACUUCCUUGGAUAUCCGAGACGGAUGGAUAACGAAUUCGCCCAGCGUGAGGAAAUGGGCGAUUUAUCUCAACAGGAUGGCCGAUGACCGAUGGUGGGAAUUCAUGUGUGAAUUACUCCGCCGUUUGAGGUGAAAUUAUGGACGGCACUGUCCUACAAUGGGCAGUGGUAAACCUCUCAGUGGCGGCGCUGUCCUACAAUGGGCAGUGGUAGGCUACGUCUCUCAGCAGUGGCGGCGCUGUCCUACAAUGGGCAGUGGUAAACCUCUCAGUGGCGGCGCUGUCCUACAAUGGGCAGUGGUACACCUCACAGUGGCGGCGCUGUCCUACAAUGGGCAGUGGCACACCUCUCAGCAGUGGCGGCGCUGUCCUACAAUGGGCAGUGGUACACCUCUCAGUGGCGGCGCUGUCCUACAAUGGGCAGUGGUACACCUCACAGUGGCGGCGCUGUCCUACAAUGGGCAGUGGCACACCUCUCAGCAGUGGCGGCGCUGUCCUACAAUGGGCAGUGGUACGUCUCUCAGCAGUGGCGGCGCUGUCCUACAAUGGGCAGUGGUACGUCUCUCAGCAGUGGCGGCGCUGUCCUACAGUGGGCAGUGGUACGUCUCUCAGUGGCGGCGCUGUCCUACAAUGGGCAUACGUCUCUCAGUGGUGAGGACUGUGCCUCCCCCUGGUGGACAUCUCAUCUCCUGCACCAAAGAUCUGCCUUGCGAGCGCAGAAGUGCAUCUAUAGGCCUACAGCCUAUGUGAAUGCAGAUCUUCUGAUGAAGCUCCAAUGUGUUCAACUUAGCAGAUUUGAAUUAAAAACAAUGUUGUACUUGUCUUGUUCUUGGUUUAUGCAGCACUCUUUCCCACCACCAGGUUGGCAUGUCUCCAUCUGCCGUGGGGCUAGCUGUCCUACAAAGGAAAAUGGACAACUCGCAGAGCUCCAACUCGCAGAGCUCCAAACAAAAAUUGCGGUUCCUGAUACACGCGGAUGCCAGAGGAAGGCUGGACCAUUCUGAAGAGACCUGCGCAGAUCCACUGAUGCAAGACCCCGGACUGAUGACUGGGACCAGCGCCGAAGAAUCCCUCAUUGGAUUAUUCUGUUUAAAUAAACAGCCUAAAUCAUAGUUCA
Molecule: messenger RNA, 1206 nt
Organism: Engraulis encrasicolus (European anchovy)
Lineage: Eukaryota; Metazoa; Chordata; Actinopteri; Clupeiformes; Engraulidae
Exons: 2
Coding region: 380-1093 (237 amino acids)
Source: RefSeq, a predicted model, not a curated record